AUGUCGGAAGUGAACAUGACCUUAGGAGCGGCGAAAAAGGUUGACAACAGUGCACUCCCUGCAGACAAUGGGAACCCUUUUGUGGGCGCCGGUCCAGCCUACGAGGCACCUUUUCUGGAAGCCCUUGAGCCAGCCUUGUCGGAUCUUGCCAAGUACGGCAUCAAAGUCGUCGCGAACGCCGGUAACACUGACACCGAGACCUUGUACAAGAUCGUGUGCCGUAUGGUCAAGGAGAAGGAACUCAACAUCAAAGUCGCUUGGAUAUCUGGCGACGAAGUACUCCCAGCGAUAACGGACGCCCUACAUCUCGGGACGUCAACGUUCAAGAACAUCUACACCGGCGAAGUGCUGUCCAGCUGGGAAUUCAAACCCAUCUAUGCACAAGCAUACCUCGGCGGCCAGGGCAUUGCCGAAGCUUUGUCUCUAGGUGCCCAAAUUGUCAUAUGUGGCCGCGUCGCUGAUGCUUCGCCUGUGAUCGGUGCGGCCGUCUGGUACCACGGCUGGCAUAGAUCCCAGUUGACCGAGCUAGCCAAUGCUUUCAUCGCAGGUCACCUCAUUGAAUGCAGCUGCUACGUCACGUCUGGGAACUUCAGCGGCUUCAAAGUACUCGACAGCACAAGCGCAGGUUGGGCUGACAUUGGAUAUCCUAUUGCCGAAAUAUCCCAGAGCGGCAAGGUGAUCAUCACCAAACAAAAAGCGACCGGCGGAGCAGUGACAGUGGAUACCUGCUCAGCACAACUUCUCUAUGAGAUCCAGGGGCCAUGGUACUUCAACAGCGAUGUAACAGCUGUCGUGGACGAGGUCUGGUUCGAACAAAUUGGCCCUGAUCGAAUUGCCCUCAACGGCGUCAAAGCCCUCCCUCCACCACCCACCACCAAAGUAGGAAUUACCGCUCGUGGAGGCUUCCAGGCGGAAGCGAUGUACUUCAUGACUGGUCUGGACGUGGCCGAGAAGGCGCGCAUGACAGAAGCACAGCUAAGAAAAUCUCUGAGUCCUUAUUCGGACAGGUUCUCGCUCUUGGCCUUCAGUGUUCUCGGCGUCCCUGCCCUCGACGCAGACAGCCAGAAUGCGGCGACAGUAGUCUUCCGAAUCUUCGCGCAGGCAAGAAAGUCCGAAGACAUUGCACCGCCAAAAUUCCUGAGACCGGUCAUGGAUAACAUCAUGCAGGCGUACCCCGGAGGUACAUUCCACUUGGAUUUCCGCCUCGGCAUCCCGAAACCUUACCUUGAAUACUACGUGACGCUGUUGGACCAGUCCCGCGUCCACCAUGCUGUGCACUUCGACGGCAAGACCACAACGAUCCCACCGCCUCCGCUGACGAAUGUGUAUCCUGAGCGUCAGCCCAGUCAACCCACGACGGCGCUGCCAAUUGAUCUCGCCAAGUUCGGUCCGACGCAACACGUCCCGCUGGGUACAAUCGUCCACGCACGAUCCGGUGAUAAAGGAUCAGACUGUAAUUGCGGCUUCUGGGUGAGGCAAGGGGUUGAGUAUGCCUGGCUGAGGAACCUGCUGUCGGUCGACACCAUCAAGUUGCUUCUUGGGAAGGAGUAUGAUACGUCGCGUGUGCCUAAGAUUGAGAUCGAGCGGUUCGAGCUGCCCAACUUGCGGGCGGUGCAUUUCUUGUUUCGCAAUCUGUUAGACCGUGGAGCCACCAGCACUUCGAGCGUGGACUUCUUGGGGAAGAAUGUGGCGGAAUAUCUACGCGCGAGAUAUGUUAAUGUACCUGUGAAGUUUCUUGCAAGGGGGAAGUUGUAA
Molecule: messenger RNA, 1755 nt
Organism: Capronia coronata CBS 617.96
Lineage: Eukaryota; Fungi; Ascomycota; Eurotiomycetes; Chaetothyriales; Herpotrichiellaceae
Exons: 1
Coding region: 1-1755 (584 amino acids)
Source: RefSeq, a predicted model, not a curated record